AUAGAUAGAUAGAUAGAUAGAUAGAUACUUUAUUGAUCCCGAGGGAAAUUCAAACACAGCAGGUAACUAAUGUUGUAGAGUGUGUAACAUGAUGUGUGUGUGUGUCAUUUAAAGAUGUCAGUGCCGUGUGUGUGUCUGUUCUGUGGAGGCACAGAGUCAAAGGAAGCUCCGGGCUGUUUGUGAGACGUUCUUCGAGCUCAUCAGACUCAAAAUAAUAAUGCUUGAAGGCAAAAGGAAAGCAAAUUCAUUCGAGGUGAAAAGAUAGGAAGCAAGCUUUUUUAUAUAUUUUGCAGACAGUUUGUUGCAUCACAGUAAGAAUGAUGGUGAAUUCAACUUUACAUUACUUCAUUUUUAGCACGUACAUGUCUGUAGGCUCUUUGAAAUACUUGUAUUUCCUGUUAACUGCAAUGUUGUACAUGCUAAUCGUGUUUGUCAACGUAUUUCUCAUCGUGCUGAUCUGCAUGAACAGAAGUCUUCAUGAACCCAUGUACAUCUUCCUGUGCAGCCUGUUUGUGAACGAGCUGUACGGCAGCACAGGUUUGUUUCCUCUCCUCCUGGUUCAGAUUCUCUCAGACGUUCACACUGUGUCUGCUCCUCUCUGUUUCCUGCAGAUCUUCUGCUUGUACACGUAUGCUCAGGUGGAGUUCUGUAAUCUAGCCGUCAUGUCUUAUGACAGGUAUCUGGCUAUCUGUUGCCCUCUGCAGUAUAACACACUCAUGACGUUUAACAGGGCAGUUACUUUAAUAGCUGUGAUAUGGAUUUACUCCUAUGUAAAAUUCUUGAUUACUUUAUUUUUAAGCAUCACUUUGCCACUUUGUGGAAACAUAAUUAACAGUUUGUAUUGUCACAACUAUCUUGUUGUGAAGUUAGCUUGUUCUGACAUUCAGGUGAAUAACAUUUAUGGAAUCUUUGGCACAGUUCUGACCAUCUUAGUCCCCCUGCUGCCAAUUCUUUUCUCUUACACUAAAAUCUUGCAGGUGUGUUUCUCUGGUUCCCAACAGACCCGACGAAAAGCUGUCAGCACCUGCACGCCUCACCUGGCCUCGCUCAUCAACUUUUCUUUUGGUUGUAUGUUUGAAAUACUUCAGAGUAGAUUUAAUAUGGCCAGCGUGCCGAGCAUUGUACGCAUCAUUCUGUCACUGUAUUUCCUCCUCAUUCAGCCGCUUCUGAACCCUGUCAUGUACGGCAUGCAGCUGUCAGGAAUACGAAACACAUGUAAACAUCUUCUGAGUUUUAAAAUCAAGGCGGGAUGUAAGUGUCAGAGCUAAAGGUAAAGACUGUGUAAUAUCUUGAAUAAAAUGAUAAAAAUCACUGCAGAAGAAGAGAUUCAUCAGCUCAAGUGAAGUGCAAUAAAAGUGACUUUUAAAACAGAGAAAUGGGACUGGAGGGCAGAUUGAAUAUGUUCAACAUAUUUAUUGUUUCCAGAUGACAAACCUCCUGAAACUUCAAUGAUUUCUUUUUUAAUGUGGUGUUGUAAAUAUAAUAUCCAAUCAUGUCAUCUUACAUCUAUCAGGUUUUCAUUGGAUCAGUAAAAUCUUUACCAACUCUCUGUGUGCCUCGAGAAGUUCUGUCUGAGGAUUUAAAAACUAACAUGUAAUUCAGGGCGCACUCACACAAGGCCCAGUUAUCAAAACAAAGUUACAUCCUGCUCAGGGGUAAAUAAAGAGCAAGUGAAUAAAGGCCACAAUGUAAAGGAUGACAAAAACAAUGAAUCACUUUUUACGACUUUAUCACCGAUUCAUAACAAAUAUUAUCUGAAGACACUUUACAAAGAGCAGGUCAAAGACCUCACUCUGUGGUCGGAAAAUGUCCAGAACUAUUGGAGAAAAACCACAACACUGGUCCAGGAGGUGUGGAUGAGAUUCGCCUCAGGCUCUACAAAUUGUUGUGCUGUCUUGGAUGAAACACCUCUUCAGAGUCUUGUGGAGGUCUUGGACAGCGCCCGUGGAGUGGGAGACCUGGGUGGUGGUUCUAGUUUUUCAAAAGGGGGACCUGAGGGUGUGCUUAAAUUAUCUGGGUAUCAGACACGUAGGGCCUUUGUUUAUAAUAAGACAAAGAGAAGGCCACCAAUCCAGCCAACUGAUUAAAAUAUAAAAGGAUAUCAUUUGGAUAGGCGCCUUCUAACAGCUACCAAAAGUAGUGGUACACCCAGGCGUCAGUUCAACGUUGGUAUCAGCCAUUAUCGACCCUGUUCACAUAAACAUUGAAAGUGAAAGAUUCAGCCACGUGCAGCUUACCCUGAACAUUUCAGGUUUUCAUGAGUUUUGCUCAGUGGUGCAAACGCUCCUAUUUAGAAACCAAUGUAUCUAAAACCAUGAUGAUCAUUGAUUUUAGGAGGAAGCCUUUAACUGUUACCCCCAUCUCAAUGAAUGGGCAGGCUGCUGAGGUGGUGAUUCAGCUCAAAUACUAUAAUUAAAGACAAUCUCACAUGUGAAGCCAACACUGAUGCUGUAUGUGCAAAGACACAUCAGCGUAUGUAUUUUGAUCAAUACUGUGGAAUUUUAACGUCAAUCGUUUAUGAAAAUGUUAUAUUCUUGUUUUACUGAGUCUGUUUUAACCUUCUCUUUUAUCUGCUGGUUUGGAUCUGUUAAUUUGAAAAAGAGGAAGUGGGUGACACAAAUUGUGAGAAUGUGUAGUCAAAUAGCUGUCUCUAGCUUUGAUGAAAUUGCCCUUUUAUGGAGAGUAAGAGCUACAAAAAAAGCACAAGGUAUCCUUGGGGACUACACUCACCCCCUUCCCUUUACACAGAAUACAAGCUGCUGCCAUCUGGUCUCAGAUACCCUUUGCCUAGGUGCAGGACUAACAGAUAAA
Labrus mixtus (cuckoo wrasse) is the source of this 2811-nucleotide messenger RNA. Its product is annotated as olfactory receptor 4E2-like. Gene Ontology annotation, cellular component: membrane. The transcript has a single exon. Gene Ontology annotation, molecular function: olfactory receptor activity; G protein-coupled receptor activity. Bases 318 to 1268 code for a protein of 316 amino acids. Gene Ontology annotation, biological process: G protein-coupled receptor signaling pathway. The record is from RefSeq and is a predicted model, not a curated record. NCBI's taxonomy places the organism in Eukaryota, Metazoa, Chordata, Actinopteri, Labriformes, Labridae.